Messenger RNA from Dovyalis caffra, 272 nucleotides. NCBI's taxonomy places the organism in Eukaryota, Viridiplantae, Streptophyta, Magnoliopsida, Malpighiales, Salicaceae. The record is from the annotation of a GenBank genome assembly.
AGGCAACCUACUUCUUGAUCCUAAAGGGUUUAGAGGAUGAGGGUUUGGACCAAAAGGAGCAAUGUGUUGUUGGCAAGGAUCAUUAUAAAACGAGUGCUUAUCCUAAAGAACAAAUUACUAGCCCCUUUUCUUCUCGUCCUCAAUCAGCCUAUCGGUUAACUUUUGUGCGAGUGGAUACCUACCAAGUAAACAAAAACCAUAAGGCAAUUAAAAAUUUAGCUCGAAAAGCAAAAUCUCAAGAUCCAAAUUUCAAGAGAAAGAGACAUGCGAUU